AUGUCAACAAAAACAAGUUGUGAUAACAGAAAGAAAGCAAAUGUAGAAGAUAAUAGUUCUAAUGAGGUAGCUUCUGAUGUCACUCAACAACAACAAAAUCAAAGGAAAGGAUCAAUAAAACCCACAGGUUUAGAGGAAAAAGAAGCCUCUUGCAAAAAGAUGAGAAAGUUACAAAUUGCCAAUGCUGAAGUAUCAGAAUCGGGUGAUUCUGGUUUUAUCUCUGGACAAAUACUGACAACAAUUGACGAGAGUGAAGGAGCUGUUGGUAACAGUAGUGACGAUGUUCUGGAGCAAUAUGACCAAAAACAAGAUUAUCAUCCAACUGAAGACAAAGAAUUGGAAAAAGUUGUGGUCGACUCAGGCUGUAUUGUCGGAGAUGAUAAUGAAGUCUCGAUUAAUCAAGAUCACCAUGAAUUAAGUGAACAGCAAGAAGAAAUUCAGCGCGAACACUCAAACCCUACAGUUGCUGUUACAAUAUCCUCUGCAUCCAACGUUGACAACAAGAGCCUCACAACAACAGCAGCUGGUCAAAUAAUCCCUAAACAGAAUAUUAAUGAUGAAAUGUCGAAAAUGUUGAAUAAUCUCAAUCUGGAUACAAAAACAACAACACAUCCACAACAACAACAGCAACAGCCACAACCAAAAAAACUGAUAUUUGAAAAUGUGAAAAAUUUGAAUGCGAUCCAGAGUAGACUAGCGGCCGCUUUUAAACGGUCAACACCGACAACUACAACUGGCAAUAACAAUCAAAACUCAACCACUAAUGACCAACAGCAAGAAGUGAUUGGAGAAACUGGUUCUGUUAUAACAUCCCCAACAUCCGGUUUACUACCUUCAGAUGCAUGGGAACAAUUCUAUCAACAAGACAAUAAUGGCGACACAAUAUUGCAUUUGGCAUGCCGUUAUGGUUAUGUCAAAGUUGUGGCUACUCUCAUACGUAUGGCGCCACAUCCGUGCCUAUUUAAUAUACAAAAUGAUGCUGCACUGACACCAUUACAUUGUGCUGCCAUCGCAGAAGAGACAAAAAUUUUACGCCUGUUGCUGAUAGCAGGAGCUGAGCCAACUCUACGUGAUAAGCGUGGUAAUACAGCAUUGCAUAUCGCUUGCAUUAUUGGCGAGGAGCAAUGUGUUCGUGCACUGACUGUACCAAUAAGCACAUCCGAAAUAGAUCAAGCACAUUAUUUAUUUGAUCGCAGCUCCGAUGAGGAAACUGUCUCUUCUUUCAACUAUGUUCGUUUGCCAUCUGAUCUGGAAAUUAGUAACUAUGACGGUAAGAGAUGUGUCCAUUUAGCAGCACUAGCUGAACAUAUUGAUAUAUUAAGGAUCUUGGUUUGUUAUGGUGCUGAUAUCAAUGCCAGAGAAAGAAAAGCAGGAUACACUCCACUCCAUAUGGCUACUGAAUCUCGCAAUAAAGCAUUAGCCAAUUUUCUAUUUGAUGAGUGCCAAAAGCUCAACAUAGAAACACCCACUUAUGCAGGUUUAACAGCAUAUCAAUUGGCUGGUGUACUACAGUACUCUCAAUGGCAAAACAUCUUAGUAAAACGUGGUGCUCAACCUAUACCGCCACCUGACAGAGAUUAA
Molecule: messenger RNA, 1581 nt
Organism: Teleopsis dalmanni
Lineage: Eukaryota; Metazoa; Arthropoda; Insecta; Diptera; Diopsidae
Product: NF-kappa-B inhibitor cactus-like
Exons: 1
Coding region: 1-1581 (526 amino acids)
Molecular function (GO): protein binding
Source: RefSeq, a predicted model, not a curated record